UUUUUGCGCUGACGUGACGUGACAGUUGAUUUGUUUGAUUAAAAUAAAUAAGAGAAAAAGCGCAUAUAAAUUGACUUGGAAUCAAUCAAUCCUUUAUCGGUAGCCGAAAAAGAAUAAGUAAUCCGCGAAUUGGAAGCAUAACUAAGGAGAAGCAAUCGGCGGAACGGUCGAGAGAGAGAGAGCGAGAGAAACUGGGAGCUGCACGGGUGAAAUUUUGUGGUUUCGGGACCCCCUUGACCCCCACAACACAUCCUAUCUCUAUCACCAUUUACCCAGUGGCAAGAUGCUGUGUAUACAAUAUUAGCGAUUAUCGAAAGCAGGCAGCGCAUGUGCCGGCAUCCGAGAAAACACUAUUUAAUAUUUAAGCUUUUGUAAACAAAUUCUGGAGCGGAGACCGAGGUCAAACAAACACAAACUGACGAAUACCUGGUGAAUAGGUUUCGUUUGGUUUCGCCGAAAGUGCCAGUAGUCCCGUGCAGUUUGCAAUGGCCACAGCCACAACUUUGGAUAGCCAGCUGUUGCCCAAUGGCAGUAAUAGGAAUGGCAAGAGCAAAAAGGAGGAAGAAGGAUCUGGUCUUAGUGCAGGUGCAGAUGCUGGAACAGCACUAACAGCACACCCAAACACAUCCGGCACCUUUAUGAAACUGAAAACCUAUCUCCUAGCCCUGCGUCCAUGGUCGCUGUCCGCCAGUCUGGUGCCCACGCUGCUCGGCUCGGCCUUGGCCCACCGCUCCCAGUGGGCGUCGGAGUUCUCGCUGGCCACCUUCUUCCUCACCGCCUUCACCGUGGUCACCGUCCACUGCGCCGGCAACGUGGUCAACACCUACUUUGACUUCAUCAAGGGCAUCGACAAGCAGAAGGCCGACGACCGCACGCUGGUGGACCACAUACUCACCAAGGAUGAGGUAGUUUCUCUGGGUGCCAUUCUAUACAUGGCCGGCUGCGGAGGUUUUGUUUUGCUGGCGGUGCUCAGCCCAGCGAAAAUGGAGCACCUGGCGCUGAUUUACUUCGGUGGACUGUCCUCGAGUUUCCUGUACACGGGAGGCAUUGGUUUCAAAUACAUCGCCCUAGGAGAUUUGUUGAUACUGAUACUGUUUGGACCCAUCUCUGUGCUUUUUGCCUUUAUGUCACAAACUGGUCACGUGGAUUGGACGACAAUGGGCUACGCGAUUCCAUUGGCCCUAAACACAGAGGCCAUCCUGCACAGCAAUAACACCAGAGAUGCGGAGAACGAUCGUCGGGCUGGCAUCGUAACACUGGCCAUUUUAAUAGGACGCACUGCCUCGCAUGUUUUGUACGCCAUGCUGCUCUUCGCACCUUACUCGCUGUUCUUCAUAUUUGGCUUGAAAUACUCCCUGUGGUUCCUGCUGCCACUGGUGACCCUGCCACAAGCCUUCCAGAUAGAGAAGCGUUUCCGGAACGAACAGACGAUGCACCUGGUGCCACGGCAAACGGCCAAGUUGAACUUCUUCUUUGGCAUCCUGUAUAUCGUGGCCUGCUGUUGUGCGCAGCAGUUGCCUACCUUUGGAUUCCGCAAAAAUUGAUAGACGGGGAGAGUCUACGGAUCUGGCAGAAAAUCAUAAUCGGAGAGAAACUGGUGCAAUGUUUUUAGGGAAUUUCAUUAGGUUUUAGUCAAUGUGUGUAGUGAGAAGGGAGAACAAAGCUUUGUCAAUUUCCCACAGUUUGAUGUUGCGCAAUUUUCCAAUGCCUGCUAGUCGCCCGUUGGAGUCUAAACUUUUGAACUGAACAUAUCCUAGCCCUAAAGGGUCGAUUCAUUUGACAGAAAAUCUAGGGAUAAAUAUAAGCAUUUUGCAUUAGAGAGUAAUGGCCUAAUAUCAGCUUAGAAGUUUACUUUUUGAAUUCCAAAUGAUAACUAUAAUUCUGUCUGUAAUUUUUCCAGACCGUUUUAACCAUUUAAUAGAGCUAUAAAGUCUUUAAAAAAAAAGGAAUCCAUAUUAAAAAUAAACGAUGACAAUUUUAUUUAUAGAAAACAACAUUUCGUUUCGAAUUCAAUUAGAUUAAAAGUUGAUAAUAGACCUUUAGAUUCUGAGUCAAAGUCUCUUUAAAUUGUCCAAAGAUUUGUUCAUUUCCUACAAUAUCGACCCUAAACCUACCUCACUCGUUUUUAUUUAUUUCACAUCGUCACAAUCUUAAAUCUUAACCAAACAAUUACGACUCAAUUACAUUGAUAAUCAUACUCUUCCUCUCGCGCGUUGGGAAUUACGGACCAAGAAAGUUAUGUGCAACAGUAACCAGUAAUGCUUAUGCAGACCCAAUUUUAUAUUAUUCUAAAAUAUAUAUAGCUCCACAUUCAUACGGUGCAGAUACUUAAGUUCCGCGAAUCAAAAUGCAGAUUUACUUUACGAAUAUAAGUGCUUGGAAAUGCAGCUAAGUUGAAAGUUUUUGGCAAUUGGCUGGCUUGCUUUUGGUGUAACAAUUGUUAGAGUUUUUACAUAUAUUAUAUACACGAACACGAGCAAAUAUUUAUAUACACAUCUAGAUCAUGUAAGCCCAGUGUCUAGCGGCAGGCUGAGAGUGAGAAUAUCAAAGGAAAAAUCUAAGUUUAACGAAAACAGAACACAAAUUUAAAUUUUUAAAUAACUAUAUACGUAGAUGUCGAGGCGAAGAAACAACAAUUGUUUUCCAUUAACAAUAGCGUGUGCAUAUAAACAAAUAGCUUUAAAUAUCGAACAGAAGAGGAGAAAGCCAAAACCCAUUCGCAUUAUAAUCCAUUGUGUAACUGAACAUUUUUGUGGCAAUAUUUAUUUGUACGCUAGUUUUUGUAUAUUCAUUCAUGCUUUUGUAUAAUGCAUUGAGAAAUGCUUCUGUUGGAAUCGCUUAGCAGCCGGAUUGAAUUGAACUAAGUGAAAACUUUGUAGACUACAAAUCAACCACAACAUGAACAAUAAUAAUUAUAAUGAUAUUGAUAAUUAAAUGUUUAAUUAGAGAAUGUAAA
Molecule: messenger RNA, 2956 nt
Organism: Drosophila rhopaloa
Lineage: Eukaryota; Metazoa; Arthropoda; Insecta; Diptera; Drosophilidae
Gene: heix
Product: ubiA prenyltransferase domain-containing protein 1 homolog
Exons: 2
Coding region: 486-1544 (352 amino acids)
Biological process (GO): vitamin K biosynthetic process; menaquinone biosynthetic process
Cellular component (GO): endoplasmic reticulum; Golgi membrane
Molecular function (GO): prenyltransferase activity
Source: RefSeq, a predicted model, not a curated record